This is a messenger RNA of Prunus armeniaca (apricot), 1320 nucleotides long. The record is from the annotation of a GenBank genome assembly. Lineage: Eukaryota; Viridiplantae; Streptophyta; Magnoliopsida; Rosales; Rosaceae.
AUGGGGAGGCCAAGUCAACCCUUUCUCACUUUUGUCCUUCCCGAAGGUUUCUAUUUCUUCCUCCUCUUUGGCAGUUGGGUUUGGCAAGAGGAGUUUUUGGGACGUUUUGUGCUGAUGGGUUCCUGCUUCAGUUCUAGAAUCAAAGCUGACAGCCAUCUUCAUAAUGGAUUACAUUCAAAUAGCAAGGUGUCGUCUGUCUCGGUGCCUUCAACUCCUCGCACGGAGGGUGAGAUCUUGCAGUCCUCCAAUUUGAAGAGCUUUGCCUUUAAUGAACUGAAAACAGCCACCAGGAACUUCCGUCCUGAUAGUAUGGUGGGUGAAGGUGGUUUUGGUUGUGUCUUUAAGGGGUGGGUUGAUGAGAAUUCAUUGACAGCUGCCAAGCCUGGUACUGGCAUGGUUAUUGCUGUGAAAAGGCUCAACCAAGAAGGUCUCCAGGGUCACAAGGAAUGGCUGACGGAAAUUAACUACCUCGGGCAGCUACAUCAUGAAAAUCUUGUGAGGUUGAUUGGUUACUGCUUAGAGGAUGACCACCGGAUGUUGGUGUAUGAAUUUAUGCCUCGCGGAAGCUUGGAUAAUCAUCUAUUUAGACGGGCUUCUUACUUUCAACCACUUUCGUGGAACCUUCGUAUGAAGAUUGCCCUUGGUGCUGCUAAGGGUCUAGCAUUUCUUCACAGUGAUGAGGCCAAAGUGAUAUAUCGGGACUUUAAAACUGCUAAUAUCCUGCUUGAUUCAACCUACAAUGCCAAACUUUCUGACUUUGGUCUGGCCAAGGAUGGGCCAGCAGGUGAUAGAAGCCAUGUCUCAACCAGGAUCAUGGGGACAUAUGGGUAUGCAGCUCCAGAGUACAUGGCCACAGGUCAUUUAACUGCCAAAAGUGACGUGUAUAGUUUUGGGGUUGUUCUGCUCGAAAUGUUGUCUGGCAGACGAGCUGUGGACAAAAACCGGCCAUCUGGGGAACACAAUUUAGUUGAAUGGGCGAAGCCUUACCUUGCCAGCAAACGCAAAGUUCUCCAUAUCUUUGACGCUCGUAUUGAAGGCCAGUACUCUGUGGGUGGAGCUCUCAGAGCAGUUAACCUUGCAAUUCGAUGCUUAGCAGUAGAAGCCAAGUUUAGGCCAAACAUGAAUGACGUUAUAAAAGCAUUGGAGCAGCUUCAGGAACCUAAUGAUACGGAGGGAUCCGGUGUCUCUCAAAACGAUCCUCGCCCGAAUCCUCACGCCAAUUCAAGCCAUGUUCCCAAACAACGCAGGAAUAGUAUCAACGGGAUCGACAAUGCAACUCCUCCUCAUCCCAAGGCAUCUGUUCCCCGCAGCUAUGCAUGA